Messenger RNA from Heterobasidion irregulare TC 32-1, 1977 nucleotides. RefSeq lists its product as uncharacterized. The record is from RefSeq and is a predicted model, not a curated record. Gene Ontology annotation, cellular component: pericentric heterochromatin. Bases 1 to 1977 code for a protein of 658 amino acids. Gene Ontology annotation, biological process: negative regulation of transcription by RNA polymerase II; chromatin organization. The transcript is spliced from 11 exons. NCBI's taxonomy places the organism in Eukaryota, Fungi, Basidiomycota, Agaricomycetes, Russulales, Bondarzewiaceae. Gene Ontology annotation, molecular function: chromatin binding.
AUGGCGAAUGAAGAGUAUGAAGUUGGUAAGAAUCAAGAACAGUAUCCGAGGCAUCUUGAAGCUCAACUCUCACUGUUCAAUUGGGAAAUAGAAUCGAUCCUCCAGGCGAAGGUCCAGAAACGAGGGAGGAAUGCGGGUAUGAGGUACCUCGUUAAGUGGAAGGGGUAUGAUUCAAGUGACAACACGCGAGUUUUAUGGGAGCCUCGUUCCUCCUUUGAAGGCUCGGCAGACGAAAUACUACAGCGGUUCUGGCAGCGCAUCGAUUUAGGUGGCCGUGAUAUCAGUGAUAUGAGCCAAUUCAUCAAUAACGAGGAGUUCCAUCCUCGAGGUCCACCGCCUCGCAGGAGCAGGAGGUCAAUUGGUGAGGGAACCGACUUACCUGACCAUCAAGACAAGGCAGAGACCGUCGAGGAAAGCGAAGCUAGCUCGUCAAAACCUGAACGGGCGAGUGUAAAACGCCCUCGCGCGUCGACCGAUGCUGAACAGGUCCAGAGAAAGAGAGGGCGUGUCUCAGGAACGAGACGCAAAUCUCAAGUGGGUCGUGCAGUCGGCGGCGUAAAUUCUCCUGCCAAGACAAGUCCGGUGCGCAAAACACGUGCAGCAUCCUCUAAUGAAGUGGUUCCUGACUCAGAAGACGAAGAACACCUCUUGGCGACCCUUGGUGCUGCUGGAGCUCAUAGCAUGCAUUCGGCAAAUAACGAAGAACUUACAGGCCCCAGCGAUUCAGCUACAGUCGAAGGCAUGGUCGUGACUGAGCCUGUAGCGGAGCGAGACCACUCCCCUGCUUUUGCAGUAGCUUUACGAACGAUUCCAACUUUGCCUGCACAUCGUAUUCGCACCACUAAUUCGCUCGCUAAGCGCACAGAUGAUGCAGAGCUCGAGCAUUUGUUAGAGGGGACCGUCUCUGCCAAGACAAAAUCCUUGAAAAACAGGUCUGAUGAGGCCGUCGCUGGAAGUUCUACCCGCCCUAAAGCCGGACCCGGGAGAUCAUCCUUUGGUUUAAGGACGAACUCAAUUCUCACCUUCGACAAAAACUCGAAGUCGUUAAAGACGCUGAAGGGGACGUAUCGGCCCAUAGAGGAUGAAACGCAAGAUGAUGAAACACCCGUAGCACACCUUGCAUCUUCAUCGAGAGGUGUAAAUGCUGCCACUUUCGACAGUGCAAUGCUCGAUGAAGACAUACCAGAGCCAGAUCCCUCUCGUAUCAACGGCGGCCCAUCGUCUUUACUGGCACCGAGCGGACAACAACUUUUAGAGCUAGGGGGAUUUAAGAGUGCGGAUGCUGACGUUCUUUCCGAUUUCACUGAGGAUAUUAGCAAUCCAGAAAAGGUCACUUCGACUGGGCCAAAUGUUGUAACGGCCUCAGAACCUGCACCCCCCAAAUCUGUGUUCAGUUCUGCAUCGUGGAAGACGUCGACUAUCUUUGGACCUUUGUCCCUUGGUGCGAGCUUUUUCCGCCCGCCGAUCGAGACCCUUCCAGAAGAACAACCUUUGUCGCCAGUCCAUGCGCCUUAUCUUCUCAGCCUUGACCCUGCUAUCACCAUACCCGUAGUAUUAAAAGACAUUCAACCCUCGACAUCGCCGGACGGCGCUUCAUUGGAUUCCAUUAUUAGCCAUGGCGCUAAAGGGCCGCCCGGAAAAUUAUACAAGGAUGACGAAGCUGUUGCCCUCCUGAAUACGUUGCAAACGGGUGGAUCCUCUGCCAGGUUGGCUUUACAUGAAAGAGCCAACGAAGAGCAAAGGGGGUUCUUCGUUCGUUUUAGACUACGCCUGGAGAAAGGUGGCCUGUUUCUGGUCAUGGCUGGCGACAAGACCGUUGCAUGCUGCUGCUCCACCAACCAGGCUUUGGGAAAGAAGUUGGGGAUUCCGUCUGCGUUGCAGGGUCUUGCCGAAAACGUGGUCGUUUCUCAUGUCAAAAUCCGUGAUUACUCUGCUUUCGCUGAUGCUGCAGUACAAGCAGAUGUUCUCCGCUGGUAG